Molecule: messenger RNA, 7147 nt
Organism: Falco peregrinus (peregrine falcon)
Lineage: Eukaryota; Metazoa; Chordata; Aves; Falconiformes; Falconidae
Gene: EPB41
Product: erythrocyte membrane protein band 4.1
Exons: 25
Coding region: 153-3566 (1137 amino acids)
Biological process (GO): cortical actin cytoskeleton organization
Cellular component (GO): plasma membrane; cytoskeleton
Molecular function (GO): structural molecule activity; actin binding
Source: RefSeq, a predicted model, not a curated record
UUUUUCUGGCAGGUGCAUGGGGGUUUUCGUAUUUAGCUGGAACUGCUUAUUAACCAGUGUCUCUUCUCCUUUCUUUUCUAUACACUGCCCCGUGAUGGAUUUUGGUGCCUUGCCUGCGUGGUUUGCCCGGCUGUCUCAUCUCUGGCAUCAUCAUGACAACAGAGAAGAGUCUAGCGGUGGACGCCGACAACUCAGAGCAGCAGCAAGCCAAGGAGGAGGAAGGAGCUGCUGAAACACAAAAGCAAGAGGCAUCCCUAGAGGAGGGGGCUCAGCAGGCGUCGGAGGGGCAGCCUGCAGCGGGGCAAAAGCAGAAGGCCUCCAACGGCGAUACACCCACGCACGAGGAGCAGAGCAAGAAGGAGCGCCGCACCCCCGAGGGCCGGGGUCUCUCCCGCCUCUUCUCAUCCUUUCUCAGGAGGCCCAAGUCUCAGGUGUCCGAAGAGGACAAAGACAGUGAUGCUCCUAAAGAGGCAGGUGGUGGCCAGAAAGACCCGGGAUUAGGAGCCAGCCCUGAUGAAGACAUCCUGGUGAAAGCCCCGAUUGCAGCUCCUGAGCCCGAGCUCAAAACCGAUCCAUCACUCGAUCUCCAUUCCUUAAGCAGUGCGGAAACACAGCCUGCGCAGGAGGAGAGGAGGGACAACCAGGAGCCGGACAGCGGAGACCUCGGGGGCAAGGACGGAGGGGAAGCGAAGGAAGAGUGUGCCAAGCCGGAGCCGAAACAAGAGACUCCGGAGACCAAGGCGGACAAGGAUUUGAAAGCUGCCCAGAAAGCAGUAAAAAGACACAGAAACAUGUACUGCAAAGUCGUCUUGCUGGAUGACACCAUUUUUGAGUGCGCCGUGGAUAAACACGCCAAGGGGCAGGAUCUACUUAAAAAAGUCUGUGACCACCUCAAUCUCCUGGAAGAAGACUACUUUGGUUUGGCCAUAUGGGACACACCAACCUCCAGGACGUGGCUGGAUCCUGCCAAAGAAAUAAAAAAACAGGUUCACGGCGGCCCCUGGGAUUUUACCUUCAAUGUCAAGUUUUAUCCACCGGACCCUGCGCAGCUGACGGAGGACAUAACCAGGUAUUACUUGUGUCUUCAGCUUAGACAAGACAUCAUUACGGGGCGGCUGCCCUGUUCCUUUGCGACUUUGGCUCUGCUGGGUUCGUACACGGUCCAGUCUGAGUUGGGAGACUACGAUCCUGAUCUGCACAGCCCGGAUUACAUCAGUGAAUUUAAAUUGGCCCCAAACCAGACAAAAGAGCUCGAAGAGAAGGUUGUGGAGCUUCAUAAGACAUACAGAUCCAUGACUCCAGCCCAAGCAGACCUGGAAUUUCUUGAGAAUGCAAAGAAGCUGUCUAUGUAUGGAGUUGACCUUCACCAAGCCAAGGACUUGGAAGGAGUGGAUAUCACUCUGGGAGUCUGUUCCAGUGGCCUUCUUGUUUACAAAGAUAAACUGAGAAUCAACCGCUUCCCUUGGCCCAAAGUCCUGAAGAUUUCUUACAAGCGCAGCAGCUUCUUUAUUAAGAUUCGGCCAGGAGAGCAAGAACAGUAUGAAAGUACAAUUGGGUUCAAGCUACCAAGUUACCGGGCAGCGAAGAAGCUGUGGAAAGUAUGUGUUGAACAUCACACGUUUUUCAGGCUGACUUCCACUGAGGCCAUCCCGAAGAGCAGGUUCCUGGCACUGGGCUCCAAGUUCCGCUACAGCGGCCGGACGCAGGCACAGACGAGGCAGGCGAGUGCCUUAAUCGACCGACCUGCUCCCCAGUUCGAGCGGACGGCAAGUAAGCGAGCCUCCAGGAGCCUCGAUGGAGCUAAACGUGCGACUCAAAAAGUUCAGUUCAGAGCCGUAGAGGAAGAGAAGCAGGAGGAGGUGGUGGUGGUUGAGGUUCCUGAACCAAAACCCGCGGAUCAGAUCCGAGAGAAGCCAGCCAAACAAGCUCUUGAAACUUUUGAAAUGAAACCCAUUGCAGAGGAGGAAGAGGAGGAGGAGAAGGUAGAGAUGGUUAAGGUUCCUGUUGCCAAGCCAAAGUUCCUGGAGCCGUUGCAGACGUGGUCAGCCAAACGUGCUCUUGGCAAUGUUGAGAUAAGCCCAGUUGAAGAGGAGGAGGAGGAAGAAAAAAUGGUGGUGAUGAGAGAACUAGAGCCGGUUCCGAAGGAGUCAGCAGUGGCUGUGAUAACCCCCGAGAGGAGUCCCCGUCCCACCUCCGCCCCGGCCAUUGCUCAGAGCCACACCGCAGAACCAGUCCCAGCUAAGCCUGAUGCGAAGGAUGCGGCCGCUGCAUCCAAAGUAGAAAAAGAAACAGCAAAACCCGAUGUGAGACGUGAAGAAAUCCUACCGGACAAAGCCAAGCCGGAGCCAGCCGACGCCGUGAAGGUGAGGAAAACACACAUUGAGGUCACAGUACCCACCACGAAUGGUGACCAGCGCCAGCAGCAGCCUGCAGAAAAAGAGGAAGAGCUGAUAAGAAUGAGGAAGAAAAGAUCAAAGAGGCUAGAUGGUGAAAACAUUUAUAUCAGGCAUAGCAAUUUAAUGUUGGAGGAUCUAGAUAAGACCCAGGAAGAAAUAAAGAAGCAUCACGCCAGCAUCAGUGAGUUGAAGAAGAACUUUAUGGAGUCCGUCCCGGAGCCUCGGCCGAGUGAAUGGGACAAACGUUUGUCCACUCACUCCCCUUUCCGAACCCUCAACGUCAACGGGCAGAUUCCCACAGGAGCAGAUGGAAGAAUGAGUGACUUUCUCUCCAGAGAGGAUGUGGCUGCAGUGCCAGAGCGGAGCAGUGUUAACACUGGCUUUGCUGGGGGGGGCUCAAAGCAGUCGGUAGCUUUUAGUGAGACCCCCGUGCCACCCGCCUCAGAGCCUUCCCCCAGCCGUGCCUUUGGUGCUUCCUCCCUAAGCAGCCAGGAGGAGGAGGCGGCAGCUCCCAGCCUCCCCGCGAGUGAGGAGGACCUGAGAUGUGGAAAGGGGGUUUGUGCAGAUGUGGAGAAGGACUCGGAGCUCUCUGAGCUGGAGCCCCCCCCCAGCCCUGCCGCACCUCCCCGGCAGCCCUGGGGAGGAGAGGAGGAGGUGGCAGAGGAUGGCGAAGACAGGUUUGCCUUUAGAAAGCUAAACGGCGAGUGUCACGACGCCGACGUUAAUAACGGGCUGCCGGCAGUCAUUCGCUGCUUCCAGCCACCGCUAGUGAAGACACAGACGGUCACCAUCUCCGACGUGUCCAGCGCUGUCAAAAGCGAAAUUCCCACAAAAGAAGUCCCCAUCGUCCACACAGAGACAAAGACCAUCACCUACGAAGCUGCACAGACAGAUGGUGGUAAUGGAGAUUUAGACCCUGGCAUCCUGCUGACUGCUCAGACCAUCACUUCAGAAACCACCAGCAGCACCACCACCACGCAGAUCACGAAGACUGUAAAAGGUGGCAUUUCAGAGACGCGGAUUGAGAAGAGGAUUGUCAUCACAGGAGAUGCAGAUGUAGACCACGACCAGGUUCUAGCGCAGGCGAUAAAAGCAGCCAAGGAGCAGCACCCGGACAUGUCGGUGACCAAAGUGGUUGUGCACCAGGAGACAGAGAUUGCAGAGGAGUAGCGAGGCUGUGAAGCGUUCCUGCCAGACACAACACCAGGAAAAAGAAACCCAGCAAAACUACCAAGAAACUACCUGGAGCACAAAGACCUCGGAUUUACAAGACUUGACACUCAGAGACAUUCAUAUCAUUUAUUAGGAGUUGCGCUUUUUCAUUUUACUUGGGAUUUUCCAGACUCCACUGGAUCCUGUCAGAUAUAGGGUUUUGUUUGUUUUUUUUUUAUAUAUAUAUUGUGACAAAAGUAUGCCAUAUUUCUAACUGUACUGAAUAUUUUUUACAGGUUUUCAAUUUUGCAUUCCCUCUCACGCAUAGCCUCUUCAGAUACAGACACCCGACACACCUCACAGGGCUCAAAGGGUCGCUGUUUUAAGUCGUAUUUCCUCCGCCUUGUCAGGGAUAACGGAGAUAAGCCACAUCCACGCAUAAUUCCAAGUGCAGGAUCCCUACACGCCUUCAAAAAGCCGUGGGUCCUUCUGCCGGGAGAGUCAGUUUAGAGCAAGUCAGACUUCAGUUUUGUGCAGCAUUUCCGAUUGCCUCUUUAUUAUUAUUAUUAUUAUUAUUUUAUUUUUUAGCUCUAGGGAGCUUGAGACUCCAGUCGCGAUACCUGGGCGUGCAGGGCAGAGCUGCUGCCUUCGCUCCGACUUUCCUCCCCGUUGGGUUUCAGGCCCCCGAUGUGUGAACACAGUAGGGUUGUGUGGUGUAGCCUAUGCACACAUCUUGAUAGUUGACUAGAUUUAAGGAAUACUGGAAGUUGCUUCAAGUAUCUUAUACUGUGAAUUUUAGAGCUUUAAGAGGACUGUGAUAGCAUCUCGCCUUCCUCCUGUGUGUCUCUACCGAGUGCUGCCUACCUGUUUGUGUUUUCUAGAUGCCGUUAAAUUAAAAAGCCCUUAGAAGCGUGCAUUUAAGGUGUUUGGACUCUGAAUGCUAUUAAGGUAGGCUUAUGCAGCAUUCACAGUAACUGAUUUUUUUUCAGUGUCAUAGUUUUUCACUCGUUUGUGUUCAUGAUUUAUAAAUUAGGGGGUUUUUUUAUAAGUCACGGGUUGGGUUUUUUUCCUCCUCUCACAGUGCUAUUUAAAGCUAAACGCAUUACCCAUAUACCAGGGCAUCUAUCGUACUAUCGUUAAAUUUAAAAUCCUGUAGACAAUCCUUCCUAGGCCUGGAAGCUGUAUUUGGAGAGGCCGAACAAGAAAUUUUAGGAGGUGCCAGGUGGUGCUGGAGCCAAGCUACGGGAAGGUGCUGCCACCCCUUCUUCCGCGCCGGCAUCGGGGUCUGGGCUUCCUUGGGCAUCGUGGCCACCUUGCUGGAAUGAGAUACCAGGGUUAGUGUCUGCAUCUUUAGGCUGAGCUUGCAGACCACCGGCCCCAUCUCCAGUGUGGUAGAGAUGACCAGAAAACGACUUCUUUGCAGCUGGAUGUGCUUCGCUCUGUGGCACCGCGGGCUGAGUUCCCGCUGCUGCGUUAUGAGCUUUGUGGAGAUGUUCUAAUCAUGCCCUGAUUUCUCCUUCCAGCAUUUAAAUUUAAAAAGGAAAAAAAAAAAACCCAAAAAACCAGCCCACAAGCAUUGUAAAGAUUCUGCCCAGACACUUGUGAACACUUUAGUAUACUUUGAGGUUGUGAUUUCUUUUUUUUUAAAUAUAUAUAUAGUGUGGCACAUUGGUAGCUGAGGGCAUGGAGUGCUCUGCCGCUGCUCCUCAGUUGAGGAUGGGAAGAAAAUGGCAAUAAAGAAAAAAGCUCUCUGCUAUUAUGAAUUUGAAUAAUGUGUUUCAGAAGUCACUGGAUUUAGCUCAGGCUGCAACGACUUGCUGUUUAACUGCAAACAGCUUUCAAACUACACUGGGGCUAGUGUAGCUUCUCAGAUUCAGGUGCAAUUUUAAUUAAGCUGUCAGUAUUGAUUGGAGACUUACGCUGAAAACGCUGGAGCUGCUGGAUUUUUGCUUUCUUUGAGCCUUGCUGGCCCUGAAUCCUCCUCAGCCUCCAGUAUUCCCACGCCAGUAGCUGCUGCUCUGGGUGCGCGCGGUCCCUGCUGGUGAUGCUCUGCCCUCCACUGGGUACCGGGCAUCUGACUUGGGAUUUAGGGAGUCCUGGGCUCCACAGCUGUAGCGCAGGGAUUAAGUCUUCCUAUUUAUGUCUGAACAGCCCUUCCCUUCCUUACUCUGCAACGCGGAUCCUGUAACAGGUCUGUGUCCCUGCUGUCCUCAACUUAGCUUGCCUUAAAUGCCCGUCAUGCUGAGCACCCCUCCAGCAAUGUCCCUUUGCUGGGAACUUAGGUUUUUGCCACUCUGCUCCUUCCUUCUCACCCUGUAGCAGCUACCUGAGGAGUAAACGGGCACGCUGAGUAGUCAUUUAGAGUAUUUCCGAGCUUUACUAGACAAAGCCAGCGUGAUGAGUUUUGUCCGUAGCACUUAAAGACUGUCACAACCUGGGUGUUCAGUUGGGGUGAGCACGAUGAGCAGGACAAAACACCCUGAGCAGGGAUUUCUGGGGUGAGAAACCUGCUGGCACGAGAGGUGGUUCCUUUCCAAAAGGACCGUGGCUGCGCAUGUCCCUUUUUAAGGGCACAUAGACUAGAAUAACCCUAAUUUUUUUUUUCCUGGAUUUUGGGUGGACUGUUUCCAGGCUGUUCAUUCUCGUGCUUCCCCUUCUAAGUUCUUGCUUCUCCUUGAGUAUUUUAAACAAGUUAUUGCCUCGUCUGACCUUUGCCAUCACGCUGCUAUCUGACCCCACGUGGGAUUUCCAGCCCUGCUGCCCCUGCGCAGCCGCCUGCGUGCAGAGCCCGAGCCCGGGAGCUGGAUGGCAGCAGCAGCAGCAGCCUGGGAAGAAGAUUAAGAGCAGAAGAAGCUUCUUCCAUCCUCGGCCGGGGCCGUGGGGGGGCUGCCCACACCCCUUCCACCUCCGACGGGUUUUUAGCAUCCUUGGCUCUUAGCGUGCUGUGUCAUUUCUAGGGACAAACCAGCAAAGGAAGGUCUAUUUAUAUGAAUGUUCCCAGCUCUUCCUACUCUACAAAUUCACCCAGAGACUGUCUUGAUUGUAUAAUAUACAUUAUAUGGAAGCUAUUUAUAUAUGAAUGAAUGUUUUUAUAGAAAGGAAGGCAAGGAGCUCAUGUUCUCCUCCAUUAAACUGGAACGGCAGCUCUGGUUGCCAAAUAGCAAUCUCUGACCAAUGCAGCUGUGUUAGCAAAGGACUGACUGAUUUCUGGUUUUAAUAAACUGUGGUUUGCUGAUUUUCCUAAUUGUACAAUUACUUUAAGAGGUGGUAGUGUCCCAGCCUUAGAGAUGAAACUUGUAAAAAAAAAAAAAAGUAAAAAAAAAAUUUAAAUAAAUAAUUUAGUUGAGAAUAUGAAGGAGCUUUGUAAAAUUUUUUUAAGGCAAUUGUGAAUUGUCUAGGCUAGCUGUUUACACUCUUCUUUAUAAAAAUAGGAACUUUUAAAAUUGGCAGUUCUUUAUAGAUCAACUAGUGAUGGGAGCUGUUAUUUUGGACUUUCAUAGUAAAUCAAAGGGAAAGUUGCCGUAGCAUUUAGACAGACAUAAGUGUUUAGUAUUGCUUCUUGUAUUGCAUUUUUCAAUAAAUUUUCAAACAAAACUGUC